AGCUCUGGCCAGUUGUCAUUCGGUUCUCAUCGCAAGCGGACCGACCACGUGAACUAGUUUCGGUUUUCACUGAUUGCAUCACUUGCAGUUCGGACUAUCCUGAGUCGAGCCCAAGGAGAUCCCCGACUCACACUUGGAAUAUCCACACAAUGGCUGCCGGUGUCUUCAAGAGCCUUAUUCGAGACUUCUUUGCGGUGAAAUACGACGAGCAGCUGAACGAUCCCCAAGCGGAGCGACUGGAUGGCAAUGGAGGGCACUAUCCCAAUUGCUCCUCGGAUGUCUGGCUGCGAUCCUGCGAGCGUGAGAUAGUGGAUCCCAUCGAGGGACAUCAUAGUGGCCACAUUCCGCGAUGGAUUAGCGGCAGUCUGCUGCGCAACGGACCCGGCAGCUGGAACGUGGGCGACGUGACCUUUGGCCACCUCUUCGACUGCUCGGCACUGCUCCAUCGAUUCGCCAUCAAGAAUGGACGUGUGACCUACCAGAAUCGAUUUGUGGACACAGAAACGCUGAGGAAGAAUCGUUCUGCCCAAAGGAUCGUCGUCACAGAGUUCGGAACGGCCGCUGUGCCGGAUCCCUGCCACUCAAUCUUUGACAGGUUUGCUGCCAUUUUCCGACCGGACAGUGGCUCGGACAACUCGAUGAUUUCCAUCUACCCCUUUGGGGACCAGUAUUACACCUUCACAGAGACACCAUUCAUGCAUCGAAUCAAUCCCUGCACUCUGGCCACCGAGGCUCGGAUCUGCACCACCGAUUUUGUGGGCGUGGUGAACCACACUUCGCACCCGCACGUCCUGCCCAGCGGCACCGUCUACAACCUGGGCACCACAAUGACCAGAUCUGGGCCGGCUUACACCGUCCUCUGUUUUCCGCAUGGCCGGCAGAUGUUCGAGGAUGCACAUGUGGUGGCCACGUUGCCCUGCCGCUGGAAACUGCAUCCCGGUUACAUGCACACCUUCGGCUUGACGGACCACUACUUCGUGAUUGUGGAGCAGCCGCUGUCCGUAUCCCUGACGGAGUAUAUCAAGGCUCAGUUGCAUGGACAGAAUCUCUCCGCCUGCCUCAAGUGGUUCGAGGAUCGGACGACGCUCUUUCACCUCAUCGACAGGACCUCGGGAAAACUGGUGCAGACGUACGAAUCGGAGGCCUUCUUCUACCUGCACAUCAUCAACUGCUUCGAGCAGGACGGGCAUGUGGUGGUGGACAUUUGCUGCUACAGGAAUCCCGAGAUGAUCAACUGCAUGUACCUGGAGGCCAUAGCCAAUAUGCAGACGAAUCCCAAUUAUGCUACCCUCUUCCGGGGACGCCCUUUGCGAUUUGUCCUGCCUCUGGGAACGGUUCCCAGGGCGAGUUCUGGGAAGCGGGGACUGGUCAAGUCCUUCUCCCUGGCUGGGAUCAGUUCUCCGCCGAUUUCCCGCACCAUGAAACACUCGGUAUCGCAGUUUGCGGACAUUACCUACAUGCCAACAAACGGCAAGCCGGAGAAUUCCGGUGAGGAGAGCCCCAGCAGAGAUUCCAAACGGGGUCGCUAUGAGCAGGAGAAUCCGAUGAAUCUGGUGACUCUGGAGGGCAGUCAGGCUGAGGCUUUUCAGGGAUCCGCCGGAAUCCGACUGCGUCCGGAAAUGCUCUGCGAUUUGGGCUGUGAGACGCCGAGGAUAUAUUAUGAGCGGUACAUGGGCAAGAAGUAUCGCUACUUUUAUGCCAUCAGCUCCGAUGUGGAUGCCGAGAAUCCGGGAACGCUCAUCAAAGUGGAUGUGUGGAAGAAGACCUGUCUGACCUGGUGCGAGGACAAUGUCUAUCCCAGUGAGCCCAUUUUUGUGCCCUCACCAGAUCCCAAAUCCGAGGACGAUGGCGUCAUCCUGGCCUCCAUGGUGGUGGGUGGUCUCAACGAUCGCUAUGUGGGCCUGAUCGUCCUGUGUGCCAAAACCAUGACCGAACUGGGUCGUUGCGACUUUCACACCAAUGGACCGGUGCCCAAGUGCCUCCAUGGAUGGUUUGCCCCCAAUGCCAUUUAGCACCGUAUUUCUAUUUCAAUGUAUGUAAAGAUCAUUAAACUUGGGGUUAAUGUUCUUAUUGCCCGCCCAGUAUUACGCAUAGCAGUAGACUAGUGACUUUUGUAUUAGCUUAAAACUUGGGAUUCAAAACGUUUGCAAUAAACUCAUGCCACUUGCGCUGGAACACCCG
Drosophila gunungcola (fruit fly) is the source of this 2181-nucleotide messenger RNA. It is a transcript of the gene ninaB, whose product is annotated as carotenoid isomerooxygenase. Gene Ontology annotation, molecular function: beta-carotene 15,15'-dioxygenase activity; carotenoid dioxygenase activity. The record is from RefSeq and is a predicted model, not a curated record. Lineage: Eukaryota; Metazoa; Arthropoda; Insecta; Diptera; Drosophilidae. The transcript has 4 exons. The coding region runs from base 150 to 2012 and encodes 620 amino acids. Gene Ontology annotation, biological process: retinal metabolic process; carotene catabolic process.